Schizosaccharomyces cryophilus OY26 is the source of this 724-nucleotide messenger RNA. RefSeq lists its product as uncharacterized. Gene Ontology annotation, cellular component: endoplasmic reticulum. Bases 116 to 316 code for a protein of 66 amino acids. The transcript has 3 exons. Lineage: Eukaryota; Fungi; Ascomycota; Schizosaccharomycetes; Schizosaccharomycetales; Schizosaccharomycetaceae. The record is from RefSeq and is a predicted model, not a curated record.
CGACGCCUUGUUUUAAAAAAUACGCCCAUUGGUACCAACGACCUUUUUGAAGAGAACAUCUGUAAGAGUCUUCUAAAGGAAGAAUCUGAAUCUGAAUAUAUUUUUAUUUGCUAUAAUGCCUGCCGUUCAAACUCCAUCUCAGCGUCGUGCAAAUGCUCAAUUUCAAAAAAAUGUUACUCGACGCGUAAAAACAAACUCAAAAGACCACAGCGUUGCUAAGCAUCCCCCCAGCAUGGUUCCCCGUAAUAUAGCCCUUUUCUUUUUAGUUCUUAUGUGCGGCGGUGCCUUCUUGACGCUCUUACGAAUUUUUUUCUAAAGACUUAAAGUUUACGUUCGUUUUAUGCACUCAUCAUGUACUAUUUUCUAGGCAAUGAAAAUAGAUUCCCAUUUAUAAAUUCUUGAUUCUAUUCGUCUCCGCUUGUUUCUUGAAUACCUUGACUUUCCUUGAAAUUCUACCUGAUAUGGAUUAGCAACAAGAUGGGAAGAGCUCUCAACAUACUUUGCGAGGUUAUACCCUCUAUUGGUUGAGAAGGUGAAGGAACGAGGAUUACUUCCUCUGUCUAGUUUCAUCGAAUAGGUACAUGUAAGUUCUUUACAUUGAAAUUUCCAAACUUUCAAUCGUGAUAUGAAAUAAAGCUAUAGACAUUUAACAAAAAAAAGAUUACUAUUAUACAUCUCAUGGUUCCAUAGAAAAAUACCCAAUUUCAUCCAUGUUUGAGACUCA